Pollicipes pollicipes is the source of this 1995-nucleotide messenger RNA. Its product is annotated as F-box/LRR-repeat protein 7. The transcript has 5 exons. The record is from RefSeq and is a predicted model, not a curated record. Gene Ontology annotation, molecular function: protein binding. Gene Ontology annotation, biological process: SCF-dependent proteasomal ubiquitin-dependent protein catabolic process. NCBI's taxonomy places the organism in Eukaryota, Metazoa, Arthropoda, Thecostraca, Pollicipedomorpha, Pollicipedidae. Gene Ontology annotation, cellular component: SCF ubiquitin ligase complex; cytoplasm. The coding region runs from base 48 to 1748 and encodes 566 amino acids.
GCCGAGGACGCAGUGCGAGGGAGCGAGCUGUCAGCGCUGCGGCAGACAUGUCGGUGCUGGAGCAGAUUCGGCGGCAGGUGGGCCACUUGGGCCAGAAGGGGCGACGCUGGGACGGCGGCCGCGGCGACAGCGGCUACACCUCGUCCAACCACUCUCGGCAGACGUCGCUCGACACGGGCGCGACGGUAGGCGCCGAGCCGUCGCCGCCGCCGCCGCAGAUGGACCCGCUGUCGGUGCCGGCGCCGCCGCCGCCGUUCGACAUGUCGACGGUGGCGGCGGCGCUGCCCGGCCACCCGGGCCUGGCGCGCGCCAAGACCGACGGCGAGACCUGCCUGGGCGGCCGCAUGUCACCCUCCGUCUACAACCACAAGCUGGUGCCGGCGCUGCACGGUCGCGCCUCGCCGGCCUAUGACCUGGGCUACCACACGCUGGUGGCGCGCACGACCGCGCCCUCGCCUCGCCAGUCGCCGUCGCCGUGGGCCGAGCUGGCGCCGGCCUACCCGCGCGGUGUGACGCCGACUCACUGUCCGCGCGACUCGCCGCGGCCGCAGCUGCCCGAGCCGCCGUCCAACACCGAGCUCAUCCUCACCAUGUUCAAGGGCAAGCGGCCGCACAAGCCGGCGCCGUUCGACCGGCUCUCGGACGAGCUGAUCCUGCAUGUCUUCUCCUACCUGUCCACCAACGACCUGUGCUACUGCGCGCGCGUCUGCCGGCGCUGGUACUUCCUGGUGUGGGAGCCGCAGCUGUGGACGAGCAUCACGCUGACGGGCGAGACGACCGGUGCCGACCGCGCCCUCCGCCAGAUCGUCAAGCUGCUGUGCCGCGACAGUCCGGGCACGCUCUGCCCAGCCGUGGAGCGCGUGCUUCUGAACGGCUGUGCGCGCCUGACGGACCGCGGCCUCUCGCUGCUGGCGCGCCGCUGCCCGGAGCUGCGCCACCUGGAGCUGCGCGGCUGCGCCAACGUCAGCAACCAGGCGCUGUUCGAGGUGGUCACGCACUGUCCAGGCCUCGAGCAUCUGGAUGUGACCGGCUGCCACCGGGUCACCUGCAUCGACUUCAGCGAGGUGCUGUCCAGCGUGGACCGCCAGCUGAACCUGCAGUACGUCGACCUGACCGACUGUCAUAACCUGACCGACGCCGGCCUCAAGGUGAUCGUGCACAACUGUCCGCAGCUGCAGCACCUCUACAUGCGCCGCUGCGAGCAGGUCACAGACCUGGGCAUCAAGCAUGUGCCGAGCUAUUGCGUCAACCUGCGCGAGUUCAGCAUCUCCGACUGCUGCCGCGUCACCGACUACGGCCUGCACGAGCUGGCGCGGCUGGGGCCGACGCUGCGCUACCUCAGCGUGGCCAAGUGCGACCGUGUCUCCGACGCCGGCGUCAAACAGGUGGCGCGCAGCUGCUACAAGCUCCGGUACCUGAACGUGCGCGGGUGUGAGGCGGUGAGCGACGCGUCCAUGGAGGUGGUGGCGCGCUGCUGCCAGCGGCUGCGCGCGCUUGACAUCGGCAAGUGCGACGUCACCGACCACGGCCUCAAAAUGCUCUCGCAGAACUGCCCGAACCUGAAGAAGCUGAGCGUGAAGAGCUGCGAGAUGAUCAGCGACGCCGGCAUCAAGUUCAUUGCCUACUACUGCCGAGGCCUGCAGCAGCUCAACAUCCAGGACUCGCCCAUUACGCUCGAGGGCUAUCGGACGGUGAAAAAGUACUGCAAGCGCUGCAUCAUCGAACACACGAACCCCGGCUUCUUCUGAAGCCGGCUCGUGCUGCGCUGUUACGGCCAAGUGAUAUUAUUUAUUUUUGUUGAGGCGCGUGUCCGCGUGGUGCUUUGCCGUAGUGAGCCAUGACCAAGCGAUGCCGUGUUGUUUUAGAAUUGACGUGUCAUAUGCGAAAUGCCAAAUAUUUGUACAUACCGCGCUUGAAGUAUAUGUGUCGUUAUAGUUGCUGAAAGUAGCUUUUACGCAUCUAGUUCGAGCAUUGAGAAUAUACACACCGUAUCAA